Molecule: messenger RNA, 2054 nt
Organism: Drosophila elegans
Lineage: Eukaryota; Metazoa; Arthropoda; Insecta; Diptera; Drosophilidae
Product: transferrin
Exons: 5
Coding region: 38-1966 (642 amino acids)
Biological process (GO): iron ion transport
Cellular component (GO): early endosome; plasma membrane; recycling endosome
Source: RefSeq, a predicted model, not a curated record
UACGGAUUCUCCACAGUCGAGCUUCAACUGUUCCAAGAUGAUGCCGCAUAGAGAGAAUCGCACUUGGUUGCCUUUGGCGGUGGCCACCGCCCUCCUGGUGAUCCUCGGGUCGCAGAACUCCCGGGCAGAGGAGCCGAUCUAUCGCUUGUGUGUGCCGCAGAUUUACCUGGCCGAGUGCCAACAGCUACUGGCCGAUCCCUCGGAGGCGGGCAUCCGCAUGGAGUGCGUGGCUGGACGGGAUCGGGUGGACUGCCUGGAGCUGAUCGAGCAGCGCAAGGCCGAUGUGCUGGCCACGGAGCCGGAGGACAUGUACAUUGCCUACCAUCGCAAGAACGAGGACUACCGGGUGGUGUCUGAAAUCCGCACGCAGCAGGACAAAGAUGCUGCCUUCCGCUACGAGGGCAUCAUCCUGGUGAAGAAGGACUCGCCCAUCCACACGCUGCAGGAGUUGCGCGGUGCCAAGUCCUGCCACACUGGAUUCGGUCGCAAUGUGGGCUACAAAAUACCCAUCACCAAGCUGAAGAACACGCACGUGCUGAAGGUGUCCGCCGAUCCGCAGAUCUCGGCCACGGAGCGCGAACUGAAGUCGCUGUCCGAGUUCUUCACACAGUCGUGUUUGGUGGGCACCUACUCCACACAUCCCGACACGGACCGCCUGCUGAAGAAGAAGUACUCGAAUCUGUGCGCCCUGUGCGAGAAGCCGGAGCAGUGCAACUAUCCGGACAAGUUCAGUGGCUACGACGGCGCCAUCCGCUGCCUGGACAAGGGCCAGGGCGAGGUGGCCUUCUCCAAGGUGCAGUACAUCAAGAAGUACUUUGGUCUGCCCGGCGCCGGUCCCGAUGCCCCGCCCGCGGAGGGCGAUCCGUCCAAGUUUGAGUACCUGUGCGAGGACGGCAGCCGACGACCCAUCACCGGACCCGCUUGCUCCUGGGCCCAGCGUCCGUGGAGCGGCUACAUCUCCAACGAGAAGGCCGUCCACAAUGCGGACCAGCUGCAUCAGCUGCAGUCGCGGCUGGAGCGUUUCUUUGCCAAUGGACUGCAGGCGCAGAACAAGGACGCCGCCGCCCAUCUGCUCAUCCAGCCGAAUGCCGUGUACCACAGCAAGGAGGCGGCCAUCGAUCCCAAGGUCUAUCUGGAGCGGGCCGGCUACAAGGAUGUGAUCGAGCGCGACGGCAGUGCCAUCCGGAAGAUCCGGCUGUGCGCCCAGGGCGAUGAUCAGUUCGCCAAGUGCCAGGCCCUCCACCAGGCGGCCUAUGCCCGCGACGCCCGUCCCGAGCUGGAGUGCGUCCAGUCCACCGACUGUGUGGUGGCGCUGGCCAAGAAGGAGGCCGACCUGGUCGUCCUGCCCGCCUCCGGAUACGCCGAUGCCCGCAAGAAUCAGCUGCAUCCACUGGUCUACGAGCAGCGCGCCGAGGACGAUGUCCUGGUGGCCGUGGCCGCACCCACCGUCACCAGGGAGGCCCUCCAGAAGGCCAGCAUCAAGUUCAAUGAGGAUUGCGGACGCUCUCGUCUGGCCGCCGCCUUCCUGAACAAGCGACGUGGUCUGGACGCCUGCCGUGUGUCAUCCAGUGCCGAUGGAGAGGUGCAGAUCGUGCCCGCCUCCGAGCUGGAGCAGCACAAGGAUGCACAGCUGGUGUGCCCCAGCCUGGAGCGACGACCGGUCACCGAUUUCCGUGCCUGCAACGUGGACGUGGGCCUGCCCCGGGCCAUCUUCAUCAGGUCAGAUGCCACCAGUGUGGAGCAGGAGACCGUCAAGCAUCUGUUCUCCUUGAUCUCGGACAAGUUCGGUGCCCAUGGCAAGUUGGUCGAUGUCUUCGCCCUGUUCGGCGAGUUCCAGAAGGGCAAGAAGAACGUUUACUUCCACGACAACGCCAUUAAGCUGGUUACGGAGAUCAAGAGCGAAAUCCAAAACGAGCAGAUCUACGCUGAUCUCCAGUGUGAUGCUAACAAGAUCACCAAGCAGUGAGCACGGAGCACGGAUUUUACUACCUAUGUAUAUCUCCGUUCCCUUCGCAAUCUGCUUCAAUAAAUUUUAAUCCGAUUAUUACUAAAAA